AUGACCCUCCUCAAAUCAGCAGACCUUCAGAAUCAAUCUGGUCUCGACGUCCGGCUCGCCUGUCGCUCUGGCACUUUUACAGGACCCACUGCUGGACUCUGCCCAGCGUACGUACAGGCGAACCUGAUCGUACUGCCUGCAAAAUAUGCGGACGACUUUCGGGGGCUGUGCAGACGGAAUCCUACGAGCUGCCCUUUACUCGGCGAGAACAGGGCGCCGGGGGAUGUGAGGCUGCAGCAGCAUCUGGCUGAGGACAGCGAUAUACGGCGUGAUGCUCCGGGCUAUAACGUAUACCGGGAUGGCAAGAUCUUCAAGCAGAAUGUCCACGAUGUGAGCGAGUACUGGGAGGAGGACAGCGUAGCUUUCCUUAUCGGCUGCUCAUUCUCCUUUGAGCAAGCUCUCACAGCCAACGGUCUCAUCCCGCGCCAUCAGCUCCUCGGCCGUAACGUACCCAUGUACAAGACCAACGUCCCGCUCUGUCCAUCCGGAGUCUUUGGCGGGAACACUGUCGUGUCUAUGAGACCUUACAAGGUGGAGGAUAUCGAGCGAGUAAGGGAUAUCACAAGACCAUACAUUGCGACCCAUGGCGAGCCUGUCGCAUGGGGAGCCGAAGCUGCAGCUCGACUCGGCAUCGCCAACAUCCUCGAGCCCGAGUUCGGAGAGGCGCCGGUCAUCGAGGCGGACGAGGUGCCAGUUUUCUGGGCGUGCGGAGUCACCCCUCAGCUAGUUCUCAUGUCUAGUCCAGCGGCGCAGGGGAUCAGCAUCGGCCAUGCCCCAGGAGGAAUGGUCUGCUUGGAUAUGAAGGUAGAGGACAUGCUUGCGGCGUCAUGA
Dioszegia hungarica is the source of this 831-nucleotide messenger RNA. RefSeq lists its product as uncharacterized. The transcript has 5 exons. The record is from RefSeq and is a predicted model, not a curated record. Gene Ontology annotation, biological process: glutamate metabolic process. Gene Ontology annotation, molecular function: D-glutamate cyclase activity. The coding region runs from base 1 to 831 and encodes 276 amino acids. NCBI's taxonomy places the organism in Eukaryota, Fungi, Basidiomycota, Tremellomycetes, Tremellales, Bulleribasidiaceae.